Cotesia congregata is the source of this 189-nucleotide messenger RNA. NCBI's taxonomy places the organism in Eukaryota, Metazoa, Arthropoda, Insecta, Hymenoptera, Braconidae. The record is from the annotation of a GenBank genome assembly.
AUGAAUCUCCUGGCAUCAGACGAUCCGAUAGACUGGCUACAAAAUACAAUAAUAGUUUUUAAAAAAAUUACCGCAUCAUUUCCACGAAUAAUUCCUCUGAACAAUCAAGUAGAAAAGCCCUCAACAAGUCAGCCUCAGCAAGGCCAUCAAAACAAAUUUAAAACUUUACCCAUUAACCUAGUGCUAUAG